Messenger RNA from Amaranthus tricolor (Joseph's coat), 1699 nucleotides. RefSeq names its product phosphoglycerate kinase 3, cytosolic-like. Gene Ontology annotation, cellular component: cytosol. The record is from RefSeq and is a predicted model, not a curated record. The transcript has 7 exons. Gene Ontology annotation, molecular function: ADP binding; ATP binding; phosphoglycerate kinase activity. Gene Ontology annotation, biological process: glycolytic process; gluconeogenesis. Lineage: Eukaryota; Viridiplantae; Streptophyta; Magnoliopsida; Caryophyllales; Amaranthaceae. The coding region runs from base 149 to 1354 and encodes 401 amino acids.
GGUUUGCUUAAUUGUAUGAUUACCUCCUUAUCCUUCGGCCACUCUCUUUUUAACCCGCUUCCUUUCCUUUACGAAUCUUCGACCAUUAUUCUCGCUGCUUUCAUCUGUCACAAAUUUUUCGUCUUAUUAUUCGAUUUGUUAGGCUCGAAUGGCGACGAAGAAGAGUGUAUCUACAUUGAAGGAAGCUGAUUUGAAAGGAAAAAGAGUAUUUGUCAGAGUAGAUCUUAAUGUUCCUCUUGAUGAUGAUUUAAAUAUCACUGAUGAUACCAGGAUUCGUGCUGCUGUUCCCACCAUUAGUUACUUGACUGGUUAUGGAGCUAAAGUCAUUCUCUGCAGUCAUCUGGGACGUCCCAAAGGUGUCACACCUAAGUACAGCUUGAAGCCUCUUAUUCCAAGGCUUUCUGAGCUUCUUGGAAUCGAGGUUAAAAUGGCAAAUGAUUCCAUUGGUGAAGAAGUUGAGAAAUUGGUAGCUGAGUUGCCUGAAGGAGGUGUUCUGCUCCUUCAGAAUGUGAGGUUCUAUAAAGAAGAGGAGAAGAAUGAUCCUGAAUUUGCUAAGAAAUUGGCUGCUCUAGCUGAUGUUUAUGUGAAUGAUGCAUUCGGUACUGCCCACAGAGCUCAUGCUUCCACUGAGGGUGUCGCUAAGUACUUGAAACCCUCUGUUGCUGGCUUCUUGAUGCAAAAGGAGCUCGACUAUCUAGUGGGAGCUGUGGCAAACCCCAAGAAACCUUUUGCUGCUAUUGUUGGUGGUUCCAAGGUAUCAACAAAGAUUGGUGUGAUCGAGUCACUGUUAGCUAAGGUGGACUAUCUUCUACUCGGAGGAGGAAUGAUAUUUACUUUUUAUAAAGCUCAAGGACACAAAGUUGGAUCAUCUCUUGUGGAGGAAGACAAGCUCGAACUUGCUAAUACCCUCAUAGAGAAGGCAAAAGCUAAAGGAGUAUCUUUGCUACUCCCUACUGACGUUGUAAUCGCUAAUAAGUUCGCUGCCGAUGCUGAUAGCGAGGUUGUACCAGCCUCUGCUAUCCCUGACGGUUGGAUGGGGUUGGACAUUGGACCCGAUUCCAUCAGGACUUUCAACGAAGCUUUGGAUAAAACCCAAACCAUUAUAUGGAACGGACCCAUGGGUGUAUUUGAAUUCGACAAAUUUGCUGUAGGAACCGAGGCCAUAGCUAGAAAGUUGGCGGAGCUUAGUGGAAAGGGUGUGACGACAAUCAUAGGAGGAGGCGACUCAGUUGCUGCGGUGGAGAAGGUUGGUCUUGCCGACAAGAUGAGCCACAUUUCUACGGGAGGUGGGGCCAGUUUGGAGCUUUUGGAAGGAAAACCACUCCCUGGUGUUUUGGCUCUUGAUGAUGCUUAAGCAUAUCAGUUUUCUUCUAGUUUUGCUUCCUCAUCUGUACCCAAAUUUAAUGAUCACGGCUUCGUAGGGGGCCUGUCUUAAUAUUAGUGCAGGUUUCAGUUAAUAAUAAUGUGAUUUUUGAGCAUGUAGAGUGACUGUGGAUCAAGUGAUCUCUUGUUCAUGGAACCCAAAUGUUACUCCCUUUUGAUUAUACGAAAUUAUCACGCUUUUCAUUUUAAUUCAUUAAAAUUUUGUAAUAUUUUUAUUUUGGGUAUUGUUUUAUUACUUUGAUCCGAUUUGUGAUUUUUUGGUUUUUCAAAAACAAAUACUUCUAUAUCUUUGAAACGAAAACUAAUUAUUAAUUAA